This is a messenger RNA of Ilex paraguariensis (yerba mate), 600 nucleotides long. The record is from the annotation of a GenBank genome assembly. NCBI's taxonomy places the organism in Eukaryota, Viridiplantae, Streptophyta, Magnoliopsida, Aquifoliales, Aquifoliaceae.
AUGAGGGAGAAAACCCACGCCCACAGGAACUAUGUUGACGACGUUCCUGAUGAGAUAAAGCAGAGGAGGCUGACGGAACUCAUUCAGGCUUUUCGGGAGAGUACUGGGCAAUGUUUCGACUCCCAAAUUGGUACUGUUCAACUUGUGUUGGUCGAAGGACCCAACAAGAGAGCUCCUGACACGGAGCUCAUUGGCAAGAGCGAUAGAGGCCAUAGGGUAUCAUUUCCCAUUCUGCCAGUUCCAGAUCAGGUUGAUAAUGAUGGGAAGCGGAAUCCAAAAGUUGGCGACUAUGUAGAAGUUCGUAUAUUAAAAUCUACAAGAGCAUCACUCUUUGGAGAAGCUCUUGGAUGGUGUUUGUAUAGGAGGAAAAGAAACAAGGAGGAGAGAGAAAAUAAGAGUGGGAUUCCAAGAGGGAGCUCAGGAGAAGAGUCAUGUACAGAGAUGAUUGAUGAUAGGUUAUGGUUAGGUGGUUGUUUCAAUGGUGGAGGCGAAGGUAGUUUCCAUGGAGUUGUGGUUUCUCUUCUUUCUCUGUGCUGGUGGUGUUUGGAUGUGUUGGGUGAUAGAUGCAUUAUUGCGAUGGUUAAGUUUAGGCAAUGGUGA